Acinonyx jubatus (cheetah) is the source of this 4375-nucleotide messenger RNA. It is a transcript of the gene TNFSF8, whose product is annotated as TNF superfamily member 8. Bases 655 to 1359 code for a protein of 234 amino acids. Gene Ontology annotation, cellular component: membrane. The record is from RefSeq and is a predicted model, not a curated record. NCBI's taxonomy places the organism in Eukaryota, Metazoa, Chordata, Mammalia, Carnivora, Felidae. Gene Ontology annotation, molecular function: tumor necrosis factor receptor binding. The transcript is spliced from 4 exons. Gene Ontology annotation, biological process: immune response; CD8-positive, alpha-beta T cell differentiation.
CCAUAUUCCUGCUCUCUUUGAACUUGUCCCCACAUUUCAUGCUGCCACGGACUUGUCCCCUUUGGAUAAAUCUCCACUAUUAUGGGUCCUUCCUUCCCAGAUAUCUGGCAGCAUUUCCAGAUUUCAGGAGAAGCUGAUAGGAUCAAACUGAACUCUUUGGAGUCAUUAUACUCCAGUCCAAGGACUCCAGCUUCUCCGAGGCCCAGCAGAGACACAUUUUCUGCGGAGGUCUUCUGAGCUGCAGGCCUCACUGAAGAGAAUGUGCAGCUUCUCAAGCAGGAAGACGUUUUGUGGCUGAGUCUAAAUGAAACAGAAGUUGCUUUGUGCACACACACACACACACACACACCCCGGAGUAGGGAAACCGUCAUUUUCCUACUCGCCCUCUGACAUCAACCACCUUCUCUGUAGCUACAGUUUCUCUGCACUCAAAUUCAUCCCUGGCAAUGAAAAAUGAGCCUCUCCCCUACCCUUGCUGCCGCCUUUCGCCUCACGCCCCCAGAGAAGAGUUUCUUCGUGUGGCAGCCGGUGAAGGUUUUUUUCCAAGUCACAUGAUCCAGGAUGCAGGGGAAGAAUCCUUCUUGGAACAGAGAUGGGCCCAGAACCGAAUGAGAUGAGGAGAGAUAGGGUGUGCUGUGGGAAGACUAUAUAAGAAUGGACCCACGGCUGCAGCAAGCACUCAACCGAGUGGCCCCUUCUCAAGACACAGCCAUGCAUGUGCCAGAAGGCUCCGUCGCCAGCCACUUGGGAACCACGAGUCGUGGUUACUUCUAUUUCACCACGACCGUGCUGGCUUUGUGUCUCGUCUUUGCUGUGGCAACCAUCAUGGUGUUGGUAGUUCAGAAGAAGGAUUCCAUUCCCAACCCACCUGGAAAAUUCCCCCUUAAAGGAGGAAAUUGCUCAGAAGACAUCUCAUGUAUACUGGAAAAGGCUCCAUUCAAGAAGUCAUGGGCCUACCUCCAAGUGUCAAAGCAUAUAAACAAAUCCAAGUUGUCUUGGAACAAAGAUGGAAUUGUCCAUGGAGUCAGCUAUCAGGAUGGGAAUCUGGUAAUCCAGUUCCCAGGUUGGUACUUCAUCAUUUGCCAACUGCAAUUUCUCGUGAAAUGCCCAGAACAUUCUGUUGACCUAAAGUUGGAGCUUCUCAUCAACAAAGAUGUCAAAAGGCAGGCGCUGGUGACAGUGUGUGAAUCUGGAGUGCAAAACAAAAACAUAUACCAAAAUCUCUCUCAGUUCUUGCUGGAGCAUCUGCAGGUCAAUACCACCAUAUCAGUCAAAGUGGAUAAAUUCCAGUAUGUGGAUACAAACACCUUUCCUCUUGAGAAUGUGUUGUCCAUCUUCUUAUAUAGUAGUUUAGACUGAACCAUUUCUCCUGGCCUUCAGGAAGAAAGCAACUCUCUACCAUACAGUAUUCAUCCAUCAAACACUUGGGCAAAAAGAAAACUCAAGACCAAGACUAAAACCACAAAGGGUAUUAAAUAACACGCUUCUCCUUCUUGUCUCUUGGGAAGAUACAGCUCCAGGGUUAAAAAAAAAAAAAAAAAGAACAGUUUUGAAUGAAGUAUCUUUCAAAUAGAAGGCAGGGAAGCAAGGCAGUGUGGUGGGAAAAGUCCCACAUAGGUAUCAGAAGUGAUGGAUUCAUGCCCUGGCCCAAUCACUAACUCACUGUAUGACCUGGAGCUAUUCCUUUCCCCUCCCUGGAACUCUGGAUCCAUGUCUGAGAAGUGAAGGGGCUGGAUAUGAAUCUAUCCAAAAUCUCUACCAUCUCAGAAGACCAGGAUCUCUCAUCCCAGACCUGUGAACUAAGAUCCCAAGCAGUGUUCUAGAAGCCCCGUAACCAAAGGAAAGGCCCUCACACCAAUAUAAAUCCAAUGAUACUAGUAGUAUCUGGCUGCAUGCCACCUCAGCACAGUCAGAAUUUGGGGACAAGACUCAUGGUACCUUGCCAAAUGAUGUGAACAGUGGGAUCUAAAAUGUAUAAAAGAAAGGACUGCCCAACUGACCAUCCUGAAUCUAAGAGGCCUCCUGGUAUUUGGAAAACCACCUGACCAGGCUUGACUCCAUUCAAGUUAAGAUUGACAGUAAGUCAAUAGCAGACACCUUUUGUUUCUUGUGGGGAAGGGCUGUGCAUUCUGCAAAUGCUCCAUCAGUGUGCAGUGGUCAUGGUGAUGCAGCCAUUUGGUCAGGCAAUAGCUGCCGUCAUUUCUCACAUGAUCUCUCUUAGGGAACCAUUUCUGUGGAGGGUUAUUAAGGCCCCAAAGUGUUGUUGAUAAAUGAUUAUGGCCCUGUAAAUGGUGAGAAGGACUUCUGAACAAUGGUAAACUCCUCUCCUGAGUUGGGUAACCAUGAGAUUUCUCUAGCUCCAUCAACCUACCUUUACAUCCAUCCAUCAUUUCCAAGGAGCACCUUAUCUGUUUGAAAGAAGGACCAUUCAGCUUGAAGUAUAAAUCCUCAGAAUUUAUGCUUCAGAAGAAAAAAGGGACCCUUAACUGCCAUGCAAAAGACUGGAGCAAAAUUUGCAUUUUUCUCAAAAAAAGAGGAGGGAAAAGAAAAAUGUAGGAAGUCGGGUGCAUUUGUCAGAGAAAGACUAGAAAAAAGUGUAAAAGAAGAAAGAAAAAAAAAAGACCCAGUCUUGUUGGUAUGGAUGAGAAAGAAUUGGAAAAACAAAAUAGCUAGGGAAAAAAUUUAAGUCAUUUGCUGAGCAGCAUAGUAUGUUAACCUCCUCUUCGGCCUCCUCUAUGAAAUAUUCAGUAAAGUCUACAUUUCUCAUAACACUUUCUAUGAGUAGAUUCUUUGGGAGGAGCGGGCAUUAGAAGUUUUGAAUUGAGCAAGCCAAGUAUGUUGCAAACACAGAGACAGGUUUUGAGGACCCAAAACUAGCAAGUAAGGGGGUAUGUGGCAUUUGAGUUAUACUCUAACUCAGAAGGACAAAUGAACCUUGUUUAAGCCAACUCAUGCAUUCUUGAAAAGGUAUCUCCAAUCUAAGCUUGUAUAAACUAAGGAAAUUUUCUACUGUCUCAUACUCAAACUUCAGAAAGAAUCCCAUUCCUUCUCUGAGCAGAAACACCUGACUUUUGCACUUGAGUGAUUCCUACUCUCAAUCUCUGUCAAGCAAUGCUCUGAAAGCCAACAGCUGAAGACACAGGACAUUUAAAGCAGUUCUGUAGCAAGACAAAAAAAGGUAAUCAUUAGCAACUCAACUGAAAAUAAUAGGGAGUGGAUAACCUGGAAAGUUUAAAACUAGAUUCUCUUACUCUUUGAGGGUUAACCAGCCCUUGGGAAUGUGGUAGUAUCUAUGCAAAUAAAAUAAAUAAUUUCUCUAACUGGGAACCCAAGCUACCCGAAACAUAUGUCCCCUUGGGCAAAACCCAACUGGAGCUGACACACACACACACACACACACACACACACACACACACACAGUAUACAUGCGGAACUUGUAUAGAAGGAUGAUGUGUGAGUUGAUAAGAAACUAUCAGUGUAGAUGUGUUCCUACCCUUGAGAAAUUUAUAAGACUUUCUUUCUCCAAAAAGUUUGGUAACUUUUUCUUCACCCAGUCUGUCUAUCACCCACUGAUGCCUCCUCAACUUACCCCAGUUCCCUCUUAAAUUCCCCAGUCACACAAAGGUUGGCUCAGAGGAGGGCACAGCACGCCCAGGAGGGUUGAUAGGAACAAUCUGUAGAGGGAGGAAAUACUGAAGGAAAUUGGGUAGAAUUUACCAAACAAGGGAGCCUUCCAGAAUCCCUGGAAUACCACUGAUUAUUCUGGCAUGGGGGGACAAAGCCCUUAAAUUAAGAGGAUUGAGAAGUCAGUCCCUGUCGUGUCUGGAAAAAAUCCUGAGAUGAGCUAAGCCAAAGUUUGAAUGCAAGCCCACUAGAGGGCAGAGACAUCAAGUCCUCACAUGUGGUUAGCAGCAGAGCUGGGAUUUGAGCUAGCAGCUGAGCCCAGCCUCCUGACUCCCCUCUCCAUUAUUUCCCACCAGCCUUUAUUGGCUUUGUCCUGUAGUCUUUCUGUAAUUCCUCAGGUCAUAUCUUUCCAGCCCUCCACCAUGGUGGUCCCCAGCAUUCAGGGACUUCCUUUGUUCUUCUUUGCACCACUUGGAUCCUCCAGGAUCAUCAUUCAAAAUGAGACACAGAUAGUCUGUAGAUUCAUGGUCAAAUCACAGAAAAAGGUCAGGGUCCCGUAUAGAAAAGUAUAAUUUCUCAGAAACUGAAGAAAUAAUUUAAAAAUUAAAAGCUUACUGUUUUAAUUUGAAGUUAUGCAUGUGUGUAUAUAUGUGUGUGUAUAAUGUAUGUAUACAUGUACACAUAUGUGUAUGUAUGUGUAUUAUAUAUACACGUUUGUGUUAUAUAUGUGUGUGUUUUAUAUACACGUGUG